Messenger RNA from Lathyrus oleraceus (garden pea), 1140 nucleotides. RefSeq lists its product as uncharacterized. Gene Ontology annotation, molecular function: nucleic acid binding; RNA-DNA hybrid ribonuclease activity. The coding region runs from base 1 to 1140 and encodes 379 amino acids. The transcript is spliced from 2 exons. Lineage: Eukaryota; Viridiplantae; Streptophyta; Magnoliopsida; Fabales; Fabaceae. The record is from RefSeq and is a predicted model, not a curated record.
AUGCUGCUAACCGAGUAUGAUAUACAGUACGUGACCCAGAAAGCAAUAAAAAGGAGUGUUCUGUCUGACUAUCUAGCCCACCUGCCUGUCGAAGGUUACCAACCGUUACAGUUUGACUUUCCAGAUGAAGACAUCAUGUUUAUCAGAGAUUUUACUAUGCUAGGCUUCAAGGUAAGCCCUGAGGAAGGCCCCAAACCAGGAUCGCGGUGGACACUCGUGUUCGACGGUGCUUCCAAUGCCCGAGGUCAUGAUAUAGGUGUUGUUAUCACUUCUCCAACUGGUUUCCACAUCCCCUUCACCGCUAGAUUAUGUUUUGACUGCACCAACAAUAUGGCAGAAUAUGAAGCAUGUAUCUACGGUUUAGAGGCGGCAAUCGAUUUGAGAAUCAAAAUCCUCGAGGUAUUCGGUUAUUCAACUCUGGUAAUCAUUCAGGUUAAAGGCGAUUGGGAGACUCGGGAUAGCAAGUUGAUACCCUAUAAAGAGCACAUCAGAAAACUGAUACCCUAUUUUGAUGAAAUCUCCGUUCAUCAUAUUUCUAGGGAAGAAAAUCAGUUAGCAGACACUCUAGCUACGUUGGCAUCUAUGUUCAAAGUCAAAUGGAAGAAUGAAGCACCAUCCAUCCAAAUUGACCACCUAGAUGAACCAGCACAUUGUCUAGCAAUUGAGGUCGAUCCUGACGAUAAGCCUUGGUUCUACGACAUAAAGACAUUUCUGGAGAAACAACAGUAUCCCGAGGGUAUGUCCAUUACCGAUAAGAAAGCUCUGAGAAGACUCUCUUCUAAGUUCUUCCUAAACGAUGGUGUAUUAUACAAGAGGAAUUAUGACUAUGUACUGCUCAGAUGUGUGGAUAGACACGAAGCUAGUACAAUCAUAAGAUCCAUACACGAAGGUUGCGAGGGUGUACAUGCGAAGGGUCCUACUAUGGCCAAGAAGAUUCUACGGGCUGUCCGCACGUCCAUUGGGGCAACUCCGUACUCUCCAGUUUAUGGGAUGGAGGUCUUCCUACCAAUCGAAGUUGAGAUUCCUUCACUCAGGGUCAUCAUGGAAGCAGAUCUUGAUGAAGCUGAAUGGGUUCAAUCUCGGUAUGACCAACUGAAUCUAAUUAAAGAGAAGCGUUUGAUGACCGUCUGUCAUGGUUAG